Molecule: messenger RNA, 4725 nt
Organism: Closterium sp. NIES-65
Lineage: Eukaryota; Viridiplantae; Streptophyta; Zygnematophyceae; Desmidiales; Closteriaceae
Source: the annotation of a GenBank genome assembly
AUGCGCUUUGCGACGUGGGCUUUUGGCCUCUUCUUCCCUGAGGACGUUCGGGGCAAGGUCGUCGUCAUCACGGGCGCGUCGUCGGGCAUCGGUCAGGAGGCAGCGCGGGUAUAUGCGCAGAAGGGCGCGCGAUUGGUGUUGGCGGGGCGGCGGGAGGAGGAGUUGCGGCGCACUGCGGAAAUGUGCAAGAUGGAGGGCGCGGAGGCGCGCGUUGCUCUGGUGGACGUGACGGUGGCGGCGGAGUGCGAGAAGCUUAUCAACGAUACCAUCGCCGCCUUCGGACGCCUGGACCAUCUGGUGAACAACGCGGGCAUCGCACACAGCUUCUUCAUGGAGGAGGCCAAGACCACGGACGUCGCGGAAGUCAUGGAUGUGAACUUCUGGGGCGCCAUCUAUCCCACGUUCUAUGCGCUGCCUCAUCUGCGGCGCUCCCAGGGCCACAUCGUCGUCACCUCGUCUGUGGCGUCCUUCAUCCCAUACCCCCGCAUGGCCGUCUACAAUGCAGCGAAAGCAGCGCUGGUGAACUUCUUCGAUACGCUGCGUGUGGAGGUGGGCGACGAGGUGGGCAUCACCAUUGCUACUCCCGGAUGGGUGGAGAGUGAAAUGACGGCUGGCAAGUUCGUGACAGCCGAAGGAAGGGUUGUGUGGGACAAGGAACAGAGAGAUGUAAUAGAGCCCACUGCUUGGUGUGCGUCUGCUAUUGUGAAUGGUGCACUACGUCGCCAACGCUACGUGCGGGUGCCAUCAUGGUACACAACAUUUCUCUACUACCGUGUCUUUGCCCCGGAUGUGAUGGAGAGUUUAUCCCGGCUCUUGUUCACAGCCCCCCGAGGAAAGACCCCUAUCAGCAAGAUGGUGGUGGAAGCUGGUGCUGAGAAGAUUGCCGCUGCCGAUUGCUUUUUCUCAGGCGAGCAGAAUCCACCACCGCAUCGCGAUGCCUCUAGCCUGCGGAAACGGCGGGUGGUGUCCCCGCUAGUGCGACCCGGCCGCAGACGCUCACUUAUAACGCUAAAUACGAGAACCGCAGCAGCCCGCGACGCGCCCUUUCUUGAGGAGAGCCAGCUGAGCGUGUUGUUGGAGCUGAACAAGGCGUGGGGCAUGUGGCCCAAGAACACCAACGCCACCACUGCGUGCACCGCGUGGCCUGGCGUCCAGUGCUCCCCGCGCGGAUUCGUCGUUGCUCUAACUCUGAAUGAAGCGGUGGACCCCGGGCCGCCACCAGGUGGCGUGAUACCGCCCUCCAUCACCCGCCUCUCCACCCUCCAUCACCUCGAUCUGACAUACGGCAUUACCCUCAAGGGACCCUUGCCAUCACUCGCCGCGCUCACCCGCCUCACCUAUCUCGCCCUGGGAGGAGACAGCCUGUGCAAGCUGACGGGCACUUACGGCGACCUCACGUGGCUCUCCACGCUCUCCAACCUGCAAACGCUGAGGCUGACGGAUAUGGUGGAGUUCCAAGGAGACCUCUCCUCCCUCGCCAUGCUCUCCAACCUCCGUUCCCUCCGCAACCUGAGGCUGUGCAGUCUCACCAAUGCAACAGGACAGGUCCCCAGGGACCUCCGAUACUUGACUGCCCUCACUGCACUCGACCUGUCAUACCUGCGCGCCUCAGACUUCCCCGACUGGGUGGUGCAUCUCUCCAACCUCCGCACCCUGAACCUGAACACGGACGAGGCAACCCGCCAUGGGGUGCUGCCAGAUGGCAUCUCCCUGCUCACCGCCCUCACUCAGCUAUUCAUUAAUAGAAACAACCUGGCGGGCUAUUUGCCGGGAGGUCUGUCUAACCUGGUCAACUUGCAACAACUCUCUUUGAAUUACAACAUGAUCCAAGGCGCCAUACCCGAAGCGUACUCCACAUUGACAGCGCUCACGGCACUCGACCUGUCGUGGAAUCAGCUGUCAGGGACCAUACCGCCAAUCUUCACCACCAACCUGCAGUCCUUAAUUCUAAGCUACAAUGGGUUUGAGAGCAGCAUCCCGCCACAUCUCGCCCUGCCCACCCUCACAGAGCUGGAGCUCAAGUACAACCGCUUCACAGGGGCCUUUCCCGCCACCUUCACUCGCCUCACCGCCAUCUACAUCUUGGAUGUGACAAACAACAGACUGUCGGCGGGGCUGGACGUCAUCGCUCGCAUGCCCUGGCUCACUGAUAUCAUGCUCAGCACCAACAACUUCUCUGGCGCCAUCCCAGAGUUCUUCACAGCUUUCACAAGCCUCGCCGCCAUAGACGUGUCCAACAACCGCUUCACCGGAUCCUUCCCUGAGCUGCUUCUCACCCACACGGGGCUUGUAGCACUGAAUGUGGCGAACAACAGCUUCUCAGGGCGCAUCUCCCAGCAGUUGAGCGCGCUCACGGACUUGUCUGACAUCAAUCUGAGUGACAACCAGUUCCAUGGGGCCAUCCCAUCAGCCCUCUACCAGCUGCCCUCGCUCCUGUCACUGCAAGUGGCCAACAACUUCCUCUUGGGCGGCCUCCCACCCUCCCUCAAGGCAUCCUCCUCCCUUACCAUGCUCGAUGUGGCGGGCAACGGCAUCACAGGCAACCUGCCCGACUUCUCCCGCUGGCGUGUCAACCUUGUUCGCCUGGCGGCCAACAACAACAACCUCACAGGGCCCAUCCCCGACUCCAUCUCCACGCUCACCUCGCUUGACACUAUCAUGCUGAAUGACAACCAGCUGUCGGGGUCCAUCCCAGACGCCCUGCUCACCCUCACCAACCUCAAGUUCCUGUACCUGGCCAACAACCAGCUGAGCGGCUCCUUUCCAUCCGCCAUCAGCCGCCUGCAGAACCUCGAGCAGCUGUGGCUGGACAACAACAGCAUUCAAGGAAUUCUGCCCCCCUCCAUCUGCUCGCUGCCCGUUCUCUGGCGCAUCAUGGUGAGCAACAACCACCUACACGGGCCCUUGCCGCUGUGCCUCUUCGACAAGUGCAUCAACCAGAUUGACGUGAGUGGCAACAGUCUGUACGGGCGUGUGAACCGCAACUUUCGCAACAUGGUGGCGGACGGGGACGCGCUGGUGAACCUGGCGCGCAACUACUUCAACGGCGACGCCGUGCUCUUUGCCGACGGCUGCCAGGUCUGCCCCAUCGAGAUCAACAAGCCCAACCGCCUCGAGCUCGGCGACACCAGCACCUCGGAUGCGGCGGGCAAGUGCGUGGGGAGCGUGUCCGGGAGGCGUGACUACUCCGUGGCGGGCGCUGGCAAGAGCGCACGUGUGAGCCUCUCUUACAACUGCCUCACGAUCAACCCCGAAUUGCCCUGCUCCUCCAACGCCACCCAGCGCAGCACUGCCGAGUGCCAGGCGUUCUGCAGCAUCACAGAGAACGGCCCGUGUGACGGCCAUGGCGAGUGCGUGCCACCCGCCCCCGGUGUCAGUGGCAACUUCUCGUGUGUGUGUGAUGCGGGGUACAGCACACUCACCUCGGUCAACGGCUCCACGUGCGGCAUCGUCAACUCCACCACCACCGUUGUGUCGUCGCUGUCCACGGGUGCCAUAGUGGGCAUUGCAGUGGGGUGCUUUGCGGGCAUCACUCUGCUCACCGCUGUUCUCGCAUGGCUGCUCUGGCCGCGUGGACCAAAGAAGUGGGAGGGGCUGGACGUGUGUGAGCAGUUCUCGCUGCAGCAGAUAAUGAAGGCCACCAACAACUGGGCGGCGGAGAACGUGCUGGGCGAGGGUGGCUUUGGCAUCGUGUACAAGGGCGUGUCACCACAGGGCCUGCUGUGGGCCAUCAAGCGCUCCACCGUCAUGACCAACGAGUUCGAGACUGAGGUGCGGGCGAUGGCGAACCUGCACCACGUGAACCUGGUGCGGCUGCUGGGGUUCUGUCUGGACCAGAACACGGAGACGGGCAAGCAGGAGCAGAUCCUCGUGUACGAGUUCGUGGGCAACAGGGACCUGCAGUACCACAUCCACAAGACCAAGCGCGCGUUGUCGCUGCGGCAGCGGUUGCGGCUGGCGCAGGGCACGGCGGAGGGGCUGGCAUACCUGCACGGGUUUGAGACGUCCAUCGUGCACCGUGACAUCAAGCCCGCCAACAUCCUGGUUACCCACGACAUGCAGGCCAAGGUGGCUGACUUUGGGCUGCUCAAGCGCCUCACUCACGGCGCCGAUGCGGACGCCACGCGAGUGGCGGGCACGCCCGGCUACGUGGACCCCGACUACAACCGCACGCAGAUGGUCACCGCCAAGAGCGACGUCUUCAGCUACGGCAUCGUGCUGCUGGAGCUGCUCACUGGCAAGUCACCGCAGGUCAACAACAAGACUCACAUCCGCAAAUGGGCGGCGAAGCUGGUGGAGGCGUACGAGUUGGAGCAGCUCAAGGACGACAGCCUGGAGUGCAGUGAGGAGGCCAUUGUGGACUUCGCCGACCUGGCACUGGACUGCAUCAAGUCACCGGGCACACGGCGCCCCGACAUGAAGGACAUAGCGUACCGCCUCAAGACGCUCAUUGACAAGCACUGCCCCAACAGGGAGGACGAGUGGGAGUGCGUGGAAGGCGACGACAAGGCGCGCCUGACUGAGUUGUCGGGGUCGGGGGCAGCAUCGGGCAUGUCGUCUAACAUGUCAUCCGGCCUGUCUUCAGGCUUGUCCUCGGGAGUGAGCGCGGGUGACUCGCAGAUGUCACAGGGGUCGUACAAGGCAGGCAACUCCUUCAUGAGCCUCGGCUCCAACGUCAGUGGUGUCAGGAGCUGGCUGCAAUCCAAGCUUGCCGGAGGCCGCUAG